Molecule: messenger RNA, 2315 nt
Organism: Carya illinoinensis
Lineage: Eukaryota; Viridiplantae; Streptophyta; Magnoliopsida; Fagales; Juglandaceae
Product: cytochrome P450 90A1-like
Exons: 8
Coding region: 172-1605 (477 amino acids)
Biological process (GO): brassinosteroid biosynthetic process; multicellular organism development; sterol metabolic process
Molecular function (GO): heme binding; monooxygenase activity; oxidoreductase activity, acting on paired donors, with incorporation or reduction of molecular oxygen
Source: RefSeq, a predicted model, not a curated record
CGUCUUCGGCUUGAUAAUGCCCAUCCGUGUGCUACUGCUCUCUCCCCUCUCAGCCGUAUUAUCUUCCUCCUCCUUGAAAGCUUCUCUCUCUCUCUCUCUCUCUCUCUCUAAAACACUUCUAUUUAUUUAUACAAAUUACAAUCUGAGAGGCUCUGUAUGUAAAUUGCAUGCAUGGCCACCUUCACCUUUCUGCUCCUUUGCGCUACUCUCUCCGCUAUCAUUUUCUUCUUCCUGUUCCGUGCCUCCCGGUGCCGGAGGUUGAGGCUGCCACCUGGUAACCUUGGCCUCCCGUUUAUUGGGGAGACUCUACAACUCAUUUCUGCUUACAAGACCGAGAAUCCUGAACCUUUCAUAGACGAGCGUGUGAACCGGUUCGGACCCAUUUUCACGACUCACGUUUUCGGCGAACCGACGGUGUUCUCCGCGGAUCCAGAGACGAACCGCUUUAUCUUGCUGAACGAAGGGAAGCUGUUCGAGUCUAGCUACCCGGCCUCGAUAUCGAACUUGCUGGGAAGGUACUCUUUGUUGCUCAUGAGGGGUGGCCUUCACAAAAGAUUGCAUUCCCUCACCAUGAGCUUCGCCAACUCGUCCAUCAUUAAGGAAAAUCUUUUGGUUGAUAUAGACCGGUUGAUCCGGCUCAACUUGGAUUCUUGGACCGGAAAGGUAUUUCUCAUGGAGGAGGCCAAGAAGAUAACUUUUGAAUUGAUGGUGAAGCAGUUGAUGAGCUUUGAUCCAGGGUCGACAUGGACAGAAAGUCUGAGGAAGGAGUACGUGCUCGUCAUUGAAGGUUUCUUCACCGUUUCGUUGCCUGUCUUCUCGACCACCUACCGCAGAGCCAUCAAAGCUAGAACUAAAGUGGCAGAAGCAUUAAGCUUGAUAGUGACGGAAAGAAGGAAAGAGAUUGAAGCGGGAGAGAGAAAGAACGACAUGUUGGGAGCCCUAUUGGCCGGGGACGACGAAUUCUCCGAGGAGCAGAUUGUAGAUUUCUUACUGGCUCUUCUCGUCGCCGGCUAUGAAACAACCUCUAUUAUAAUGACUCUUGCCGUCAAGUUCCUCACCGAGACACCUCUUGCUCUAGCUCAGCUCAAGGAGGAGCACGAUCAAAUCAGAGGAAAGAAGAGUGAGAACGAGGCUCUUGAAUGGAGUGAUUACAAGUCUAUGCCUUUCACUCAAAAUGUUAUAAAUGAGACUCUGCGGGUCGCAAACAUAAUUGGUGGUGUAUUCAGGAGAGCAAUGACAGACGUUCAUAUAAAGGGUUACACAAUUCCCAAAGGAUGGAAGGUUUUUGCAUCUUUUCGUGCUGUACAUUUGGAUCAGGACCACUUCAAAGAUGCUCGCUCUUUCAAUCCAUGGAGGUGGCAGGACAACUCGGGGGCAGCAAGCGCAGGAAAUGUGUUCACGCCAUUUGGAGGAGGGCCACGGCUGUGCCCUGGUUAUGAGCUUGCUAGAGUGGAGCUCUCCGUUUUUCUUCACCACCUAGUCACUCGUUUGAGUUGGGUUCCUGCUGAAGAGGAUAAGUUGGUUUUCUUCCCAACCACCCGGACGCAGAAGCGAUAUCCCAUCAAUGUGAAGCGUCGAGGUGUGUCUAAGCUUUGUAAAGACUGAAGACCGAGAUAUGAAAGAGAGUCAAUAUGUAAAAGAGGUGAAAUCCCUUUCGUGUCAGUAAUAAUAAAAUCAAGAUAUUAGCUGAGUAGCGGAUGUAAAUUAAUCUUGUUCAAAUGUUUAGAGCAUCUAGGACGCAGGCGGCAGGUAUCGAUGGUUAUAUUUUAAUUUCUUUACAUACAACCAAGCAACGUUUGGGAAGUGAGCUAUAUAUAUAAUAUAUGUGGAUAUGUGGACAUAUUUCACAUCUGGCCUUUCGGGAGAGGAACAAAAAAAGAAAAGAAAAAAUCAGGCCCAGUAAAAGAGGAAAAAGAAAAUCAGUGCCUAUCAUGCAUGGCCCAGAAAGGGGAAUUGUGGUGGGGGUUAUAUAGAUUGCGUGAGUCUUCACAUUUCUUCAACAGGGGGACCUGAAAACAUCAUUAGUUCGCAAAUUAUGUUUUAUGAACAAUGAGUACUGAAUCAGCGCUGAUGUUCUCGAUCCCAAGAAGCGCGUGACGAAAUACCACGUUAAUCAUGAACUCUUUUUUACCAAGGCAAAGUGCAGGUGGCGUACAGUGCUCGUGCGCAACUAUUUCAAGUUUCAACACCCCUUGGUCUCCUCUUUCGACAAUGCUUGUUGCUAUGCUUUUGAUCCUCCUCUUUUUACGAACUCUGUACAUGACCAUAAUUAAAUAAGUAGGAUUGAAUGUAACUUUAUCAAACUUGCUAAACAA